GAGCAGCUCAUCGUUGCCCGUCCGGCUGCUAGAUCGCUCCGAUUUCCUCCGUCAGAUCCUUUCCAACGAACUUGCAUUAAUUUCGGAUUUUCCCGAGCAACCAAGGGAGACAACCAAGGGCUUUCGAUUUCUUCUUUUGGUGAAGAUCCAAAUUUUCUAGCUUUCGAUCUUCUUCGCAAAGGUCCCCGAGCUUGCUUCUCCUCAUCGCUUUCUUUCGCAGGACCAUGGCUCGCAGUCACAGUUCGGAGGACUCCGUUUCCAGCCCCAGUGCUUCCAGCUCCUCUUCCGGCGAUGAGAACCUGGCUAUCACGGGCACGAUGCAGCCGACGGAUCCUAACCCCGAUCCCGAAUCCCCUAACGCCGCCCACCAGUCCUCCGACGAGAGCGGCAGCAGCGACGGCGUCCUCGUCGAGCUCCCCAGCAAUAACGACCAGGAGUUUGCCCGGGGAUCCUGAUAGUGGCAUUCUGGUAAAUAUUGAUGGGUCGAUGCAGGAGCAUCAAGAGAGGGAAGAUCUGUUCGUUGACGCUUCUGACAAUCUCGGCAGCGGAGGUCGGGAUCCAAAGCUCGGGGAGCCGGCGGCCAUGGUCGAGGUCGGAGAGACCAUACGAAGGAGAAGAUCAAGAGAACAAGAUCUGGAACGUGUUCAGGCUCUGUUGGAUGCAUCUUCUGCAGAGUGCCAUAAAUAUAAGGAAGAAAGGGAGGCUUUUGGAAGGGAAGUUCUUACUCUCCGGACCGAGCUUGGGCAUUUGAUUAACCAGCAGUUUCUUAACAGCGAGGAGCUGUUCGAGUAUCAUGGGCGACUGGAUAACAGGGAAGCUGAGCUUGGUGUUCUUGCAUCUCCUGCCUCUCUGCAUGCCAUGGUGAAGGACUGUUCCAGAUUUGCAGUUCAUUUAAAGGGUGUUUUUGAUGAGCGUUUGAAUACAGACGAGGCUAUGCUCGACAUUAAAGAUCAGGAGAUUGAGGUUCUCAAUGCCAAGAUAUUGGAAUAUGAUAUUUUUCGAGAUGUUUUGAUCUCUUACCUUGGUUCAGUUAGGGGGCAGUGCUCACAGUCAAUGCAUGAAUACAUAAAUUUGAUUAAAAGCAAACUGUUAGCUUCAAUUCCAGCAAUGGCUGUGACAGAGAGUGUUUCCUCUGAGGAGGAGUUAGUUGAUGGUAUAUCUCUGAUUGAGAAAAGAACCAAGCUUUUUGCUGAGAAACACAACAAGCUAUUACAUGAGGUAGAGCAACUUUGUCAGUUUAUGGAGGAGAUGAAGCCUGGUUCCUUAGCCACACAAGAGAAUGAGUUGGGAUUAGUAUUUUCUGUUGCUCGGGAUGAGUUGCUUGAACGCAAGAAGAAGGAAGGGGAGCUUGAAGAGAGAAUUAGGAAGCUUAAGGAAGAAAACAGGAAAAUGGAUGAGCAAAUUAUUGGUUUGAGUAAGGACAAGGAAGAAGCAAAUGCUGAGAUGAGCAAAAUCAAGACAGAAUUGGAACAGUCAGAGAGCAGGCUCUUAGCAGCCAAAGAGAAACUUAGUAUUGCAGUGACAAAAGGCAAACAAUUGGUUCAACACCGCGAUUCGCUGAAGCAAUCAUUGGGUAACAAAACAACUGAGCUCGAUGCGUGUUUGCAGGAGUUGCAGCAGAAGGCAGAUGCAUUGGAAGCUAUGGAAGCUCGUAAUGAAGAGCUGAAGAAGUUAUUAUCAGAUAAGGCAUGUGAGCUAGAGAAAUGUUUACUGGAAUUGCAGGAUAAAUCUAACAUCUUAGAAGAAUCUAAAGUUACCGUUGAGGACCAGAAACAGUUGUUACAAGAGAAGACAAGCGAGCUCGAAAAAUGCUUGCUGGAGCUGCAACUGAAAUCUGAUGCCUAUAAUAUGGCAAAUACAAAUACUGAGGAGGUCAAGCAGCUUUUGUCUGAGAAUAAAGAUCAGCUGGAGAAUUGCCUUCUGGAGUUGCAACAGAAGUCCAAAGAUUUAGAGGCUGCUGCAGCUAAUGCAGAGGAGCUGAAACAGUCUUUUAAUGAGAAAAAUUGUGAGCUUGAGGAUUGUUUGCUCAAUCUGAAACAAAACAGUGAUGCUUUGGAUACUGCUGUAGCUACAGUGCAGCAGCUGAAGCAAGCAUUGGCUGAGAAAGACAUUGAACUUGAGAAAUCUUUGCUGGAGUUGCAAGAAAAAACUGUUUUAGCGACGAAUACUGUUACUGUUUCCAAGGAGCUUAAUGAAACCCAAAAUUUGGUUCAUUCUUUGCGGGAGUUGGUCUCAUCUAAAGAUAAGGCAUUAAAGGAUAUAGAGGAGAUCACUCAUGAAACUGAUUUUCCACAAGACCUCCUCUCCUUGGAUAUUGUGGAUAAAAUUAGAUGGAUUGUAACCAAGGCAAGUAUAUCAGAUGAAAUUUUACAGGAAAAUCGCAGAGCCAAAAAUGCAUUUUUUUCUUUUGGUGUGCCUGAAACUAUUUCAUCAGCUGAAUUAGAUUCUCAAGUUGACUGGCUUGUGAGAUCAUUCGCCCAGUCUAAGGACGAACUAAGUAAGCUGCAAAGUGAAGUAACUCAUACUCUGAAAUUGCGAUCAGAAUUGUCCGAGGCACUUAAAGAAGUUGACAGUUUAGCAGAAUCUUUGCUGAAGGAAAAAGAGGAAAAGGAAGCCCUAUUAAUUAAACAUGAAGAUCUUAAGGUCAGUCAUGAAAAGCUUGCAGAAAAUCUGGCUUUAAUUUGCUCUGAGAAGGAAAAGUUUAUAGAAUUUCUAAAAGAGGUAACUACAACAAAUUUGGACGAAAAGACUGCUCUUGACAUGGAUACAAUGUUGGAGAAAUCCAUUGUUUCCCUUAGGCAAAAGAUAAAAAUAUCCUUAAAUGAUGGAAAGAAGCUCGAGAGCAUGCAAAAGUUAUUGCAUGUAGCACAUGUUGAACUGACAUUAUUUGAGAAAAUUGUUGAAGAGCUGCAAAUGGAUGGAUCAAAGAUGAGAAGUUUGUCUGAUGAGUUGGGGGCAGCAUUGGAGGAAGUUUGUGCUUUGAAAAUUGAAAAGGAAUCCAUGCAAAAAGAUCUAGAGCGCCUUGAAGAGAAAAAUUCAUUGAUCAGGGACAAACUUUCUAUGGCAGUGAAGAAAGGAAAGGGAUUGGUGCAAGAACGUGAAGGAUUUAAACUCACUUUAGUUGAGAAAAAUUCUGAAAUCGAGAAGCUAAAGGAAGAGUUGCAACUUCAGGAGUCCAAAGCUUCUGAAUACCGUGAGCAAAUUAAAAGUCUUUCUGCUUACCCAGAACAGGUUCUAAAGCUGGAGGUUGAUAUUGCUUCCUUAAAAGAUAAAAUAGAGCAAAGUGAACAGUUGUUCAGUGAAAGCAAUGGAAACUUGAAAAAAUUAGUUGAUUCUAUUAAUGAUAUUGCUAUCCAUACUGAUAAAAUCUUUGAAGCUCCUAUUGAAAAGGUUUACUGGAUUGCUGGGCGGAUCACUGAAACAGAAAAUUCUAAUGCUUUUUUGGAACAGGAGCUAGAGAAAGUAAAAGCUGAUGCUGCUUUGAAUUCUAACAUGUUAGCUGAAGCUCUUGAUACCAUGAAGUCACUAGAGAUGGAGUUGCUCAAUAAAGAAAAACAUAUACGUGAUAUUUAUGACGAUAAGAGCAGCAUCCAAGCUAGUAAUGCUAAAGUUGAAGAAGAGCUAGAGGAAGCAAGAGAGGAAAGCUUCUUGCUGGCAAACAAGUUAAGUGAUGCCUAUGCAAGCAUGAAAUCUCUAGAAGAAAAAGUUUCUGCACUUGAUUCAGAAAAGAAUAAAAUAGUUUCCGAAAGCAAUCUAGAGAUUAGUGCAUUAAAUGCCAAAGUAUUUGCAUGCAUGGAAGAGCUCACUAAAACUCAGGGUAAUUCAGAAAAACAGUCAGCUGAGCUUCUUUCAGAACUUAGAAAGCUCCAGUUGUUUAUGAAGAAGGAAGGACUAUUUCCCUUAAUGAUUGAACAAUUCCAUAAAAAGGCAGAGGGUUUAAGACAUAUGUGGAUGCUAGUUAAGAACAUUCAUGAUAAUUUGGUGGCAAAGGGUCCUCAUAUUCACCCUGAAACGGAGGAAAUCUCUGUUUUUACAAAUCUUUCAUCACUCCCAAGCUUUGAGGACUUCAUCAAUAAUGAAGUUUUUCAUACUGAGCCUAUGUUAGAAGAUGAUGGUGCUGUGACUUCUUGCAAGAAGAUUGUUGAAAAGAUAUAUGAAGAGGCCAGACUUCUAAAUGAUAGGUUCACUGGACUUUCUGGUUACAUUGAUGAUCAUAUCACAUUUACUUUGCAAGCUUUACAGUCAGCUAAGGAUGAGUUUAUGCACACACUUUAUCUCAGUGAAUCCUUGAAGCUUACUAUAGAAAAGCUGGAAACUCGUAAUCAGGCACAAGAGUUUGAGAUUUCUUCAUUACAGAAAGAUGCCCUGAGGCUUCUAUCUAUAUGCAAGGAUGCUACCCAAGAACUCCAUGUCAAAGUUUCUGAUUUGUUAGGCUUUGAUUUAGAAUUGGAAAAUGUCCACUCUGGGCUUGACUUGAGAUCACCUGUUUCUUUUCAAGGCAAGAUAGAAAAAGAGGAUGCUAGUGAAUUUGCCCAAGUAGCUGAUAAUUUAUUACUCACUUGCAGAAAAAUAAUAAUUCAAUUUCAAAAUUUAGUGAAAGUUGAUAAAGACAUGUCAAAUUCCUUAGAAAAUCUGAAGCUUAAACUGAACCAUGCUGAGAUGAGUGCUGAAACGAUGAUAGGUGAGAGGAAACUCAUUCAAGAUAGGGUUUUGAAGUUGGAAGGGGACAUGGAUGAACUUCAAAAUAUCUGCAAUGAGAUGAAAGUUAAACUGAUUGAUUACCAGUCUAAAGAAAAUUUGAUUAAAGACAAAGAGGCUGAGCUAAAACGGCUAGAGCAUUCUCUAACUGCAAAAGACAGAGGGGUUGGAGAUGAAAUGAUCUCAAAAGGUCAGAUAGAAGUCCUCUUUGACAAGGUAAAUAAACUGAUUGUUCUGGCAGGUUCAUCCGGUCAGUCUGAAUCACAAAGCCAAGAAAUAUAUUUUUCCAGUCCUGCGGAUAAGCUCUUUUAUGUUGUAGAUAAAUUUUCAGAGUUUCAGCAAGGUUUCUAUUCACUGACUUGUGAAAAGGAAAAUUUGCAAUUAAUAGUUGCAAACCAUGUUUGUGAAAUUGAAAACCUGAAGAAUUCUGCUUUAUCUAUUAGUACUGACUAUCAAGAUCUACAGUUGAAGAAAUUGGAGCUAAGUGAGGUGACAUCCAUAUUAGAAAAGAUUAUGCAUAAGUUAUCAGGCAACUAUUCUUUUGAAGAUCUGAAACCAGUUACUGCAAUGGGGCUAAUACGAGUUUUGGAAAGGCAGAUGAUAGCCUUAAGUGUGGAUCUUGAAAGCUCCAAAUCCGAAGUACACGAGCUGGGAGGCAAAUUGCAAGCAAAGGAUAUGAUUGUCAGUGAAUUAUCUGCAAAGGUUAAGCAUCUUGAGGAUUCUCAUGCUAGGAUUCAACAACCAGAUGUUAAAGAACGAACUGUAUUUGAAUCUUCAACAUCAAUGAUGAGGCCAGAGAUUACUGAAAUCGAAGAGACGCAAAUACAGGGAUCUGUGGGAAUGAGCUCAAAACCCGCUGCUCCCGCCUCCGCGCACGUGCGAACAACACGAAAAAGCUCGAGUGAACAUCUUGUUCUCAACAUUGAUUCCGAGUCGGAGCCGUUGAUUACUUCCCAUGAAACUGAUGAGAAAGGUCAUCUGUUCAAAUCUCUGAACACAUCUGGCCUGAUUCCAAAGCAAGGGAGAGUGAUUGCAGAUAGGGUUGAUGGAAUUUGGGUUUCUGGAGGAAGGAUAUUGAUGAGUAAGCCUGGAGCAAGGCUGGGUCUGAUAGGCUAUUGGAUAUUCUUGCAUCUAUGGCUAUUGGGCUCUAUAUUGUAAUGCUAAUAGAUCAUAAAUUGUAAAAUAGAAUGUAUAAUCAUAAGGGGUUUAGUUUUUGUUUGAGACAGUCUCAAGCAAUUCUUUUGUCUUUCCUUUUCUAUUAUAAUUUGUAUUCAUUAUUUGAUUCAAAAAAUUCAAAUAUCUCUAAUAGAGUUUGGUUCUUAAUAAUGCA
Molecule: messenger RNA, 6028 nt
Organism: Dendrobium catenatum
Lineage: Eukaryota; Viridiplantae; Streptophyta; Magnoliopsida; Asparagales; Orchidaceae
Product: myosin-2
Exons: 8
Coding region: 292-5856 (1854 amino acids)
Source: RefSeq, a predicted model, not a curated record